AUGCAGCUCACCUCCCUCAUCACUAUUCUCGCCACGACCGGCCUCGCCACAGCAGGCUGCUACAGCGGCGGCGAGAAAUGGGGUGACAGCCGAAACGCAGCCAUCGAUUUCGCGGGCAGAUGGUGCAACAGCAGGGGCGGCGCGGGUGACUAUCGAGCCGGACAGACCAAAUUCAACUGCGCGAAUCUUCCAUCGGGUGGGAAUCGCGUUGAUUUCUAUCUGCAGAAUAAGGGCAACAAUCAUGCGACGCUUUCUACUUCUGAUUGCAAUAAGUAUCUCAAGGAGAUGAUCAAUUGUGAUCAUGGUGGUGCGCAGGAUAAGGGAAGCUGGUAUAUGCGGGCGGAUCCCAACCACGGCAAGUGUUAG
This is a messenger RNA of Aspergillus candidus, 366 nucleotides long. RefSeq lists its product as uncharacterized. The record is from RefSeq and is a predicted model, not a curated record. Lineage: Eukaryota; Fungi; Ascomycota; Eurotiomycetes; Eurotiales; Aspergillaceae. The transcript is spliced from 2 exons. The coding region runs from base 1 to 366 and encodes 121 amino acids.